UCAUCAACUCCAACAAGUCCAAGAAUCUCACAUACUGAUGAAUUCAAAUAACCAGAGUCCAGCGAGUAAUACUGAGAUGGCUCAACAACAUUGGGGUGGUAAAAGUUUGGCCGCUGAGCAAUUGUGUCAAGUCCCUUUUAUCAUCAGUAGGCCUUUUUCAAUGAACUCACUGAUAAACAGUGCUUUCGUGGUUGAUGAUCAUCAUCAAAACAAGGCUCGGCCAGCAGCAACGGCAACGUGUUCCAUUGAGUCUCUAGAUUGCUUGUUCUCUGCUACCAAUAGCAACACUGCUGAAGACACUACAUGUCUAGAUCAAGAUGAUGCGAUUAAUUCUACAAUUGCUCCAAAUUGUCGAAGAUCAAACUUGUGGAACUUUGGAACAGGCAGUACUACUACUGCAGUCUCAUCCGAGUCUGAGACCACUAACAAUGCCUCAAGACCAAACAAAGAGACUCAAAGUUUCAGCAAGAGAUGCCGCAACGAUGACCAAAGUGAUCAGCUCAAGUUUUAUGCAGAAAAUUAUAGUCAACACUUUGAUCUUCUUCAAACAGAUUCUUCUACAACUACUACAGAAGGUGGUGGGUUUAGGCUCAUAUCUGAAAACCCACCCAAGGCAAAGAAGCUCAAAUCAUCAUCAGAUCAGAAGUCCACCACUCCAAGCACAACCAACAUCAACUUUCAACAGCCAACUUCAUCAUCACUAUCAGGUUCCGCCACUGAUCAAGAACCUGAUCCAGAGGUCAUUGCACAGAUGAAGGAGAUGAUUUACCGUGCCGCGGCUUUCCGGCCAGUCAACUUGGGCAUAGAGAUGGUGGAGCGGCCCAAGAGGAAGAAUGUGAAGAUCUCGUCUGAUCCACAGACGGUGGCUGCAAGGCAAAGGAGGGAGAGGAUCAGUGAGAGAAUUAGGGUUUUGCAGAAGCUGGUUCCUGGUGGAAGCAAGAUGGAUACUGCUUCCAUGCUGGAUGAGGCUGCAAAUUACCUCAAGUUUCUCAGGUCGCAAGUCAAGGCUUUAGAGAAUCUGGGCCAAAAGAUCGAUUCCAUGAGUAAUUGUCUUCCUCCUGCAAGCUUUGCUUUCUCUUUCAAUCCUUCCUUUCCCAUGCAAACACACCAUGUCCCACUACACCUUCACCCUAAUCAUAAUAUCCAUCAACCCCCAAACUAGUCCCCAAAAACAAAAGAAAAAGAAGAAGAAUAGAAGCCCUAACCAAAAGACCUUUAAUCAUUCCCAUCAUCAUUUCAUCCACAAUGAUUAACCUCCCAAAACUCUAUUUGACCCAAAUCAUUCUCUUCAUCAUUACAUCUUGAUUUCUAAUCCAGGCUUUGUUAAGUCACAUUCCAUGCCAUCAUAGCACCCCCACCCAAGACCUCCUUUUGGGAAAAUUCUCUUUCCACUACCAUCU
Molecule: messenger RNA, 1400 nt
Organism: Fragaria vesca subsp. vesca
Lineage: Eukaryota; Viridiplantae; Streptophyta; Magnoliopsida; Rosales; Rosaceae
Product: transcription factor bHLH87-like
Exons: 1
Coding region: 38-1162 (374 amino acids)
Biological process (GO): regulation of DNA-templated transcription
Molecular function (GO): protein dimerization activity; DNA-binding transcription factor activity
Source: RefSeq, a predicted model, not a curated record